GAGCUGGAAUGUAGCCGCAGCUGGAGGCCUUGAUGUUGCCCCUGCUGCUGGGUUGCUAUGUACUGGCAACCCUUUACUCCGCAAGCGCCAACAAGCUGAGGAGCCAGGGAGGAGCUCGGGGUGCUUUGGCAGCGCUGCGCCGUGGAAGGUGUUGGACAAGAACAUGCAGAUCGGCAUUUUCCCCUAGAGGAGCGGAAUGCCCAUGCAGUAGCGGCCUGGUGCGCUUUGGCGAGGGCGACCGCUGGGUCGCGGCGAACCGCGCAGGGGCGCUGACCUGCAAUGUUUCGACCUUCGGGGAGGAUCCGGCCUUCAACCGCAUGAAGGAGUGCUGGUGUGCCGUGGGCGAGCGGCCCGCGCAGCCGGCGCGCACGGCGAUUGUCAUGCUGAGCCGGCAUCCUCCAGACCUGAAAACCUGGAUCAGGUAUCACUUGCAUCAUGCCGGGGUGGAGCACAUCUUCAUCAAGGCGGAGGAUUCGCCGCAGGUGGCGGAGCUGGUCCGGCAGCUGCCUGCGGCGGAUCAGGAGAAGGUUUCUGUGUGGGAAUCUUCGGCUGCAAGCCUUCUUGGAGUCGACUCGCGGCCCCCAGAUGACUACACCACCCUGCAGGCGCGGCAAACUGCGGUCAUGGCCAGAGCCAAGUCCGCCUGCGAAGAGAAGGGCAUUGACUGGCUCAUUCACAUUGAUGACGACGAGUUGCUGUACACUCCGCAGCAUCGAACCAUCGGGGACUUGCUGGCAGCAGUGCCCUCUGCUUUUCUACAGGCAUACCUGCCCAACGUCGAGGCUGUCUACAACUCACCCGAGGUGGAGAGCUGCUUCGAGCAGACCGACAAGGUCAAUCUGAACCGCUACACCUUUCAGUCCUAUGCCAAUGGCAAAUCUGCCGUCAGAGUGGCCGCAAAAGAGGUUCAUCCUGCUGGCCCACAUCUUUGGAGAGACUCCUUGAACCAAGAUCUGCAGUCAGUGCACCUGGACCAGGAGCCCUUCGGAGCUCCCAUCAUGGUGGUGCACUACGAAUCCUGCCCCUUCAGCAGGUGGCAGGACAAGUUCUGGGAGCUUGGCAACACGUCUCCGGAGAGCAUCAGUCGGAUCCCUUUCCCCUUCUACAGGAAGUCCAUUAGUCAGAUGCAGACCUGCAGGAGCGUUGGCAAGGACCAGUCCUUGUCCAGCCUUGGCUGCGAUCAAGCUUCGCUCAUGCAGCUUUGGAGCGAGUGGAAGACUGCAAGGAAUCCUGCUCUGAAGGAGGAGGACCUGAUGCCGAUCCACAUUCCUUGGGAAGACAUCAGGAACGCCUAACGCGCAGAAGUUCCCCGCGGGAGCA
Molecule: messenger RNA, 1320 nt
Organism: Effrenium voratum
Lineage: Eukaryota; Dinophyceae; Suessiales; Symbiodiniaceae
Source: the annotation of a GenBank genome assembly